AGUAUUUUCCAUAAUAUAAGGUAUAGAAACAUUCGUCGUCAUCGUGGCCAUUUUGCUACCUUUUUUCAAACAUCGUUCACUCAGCCAAAAACAGUUUACAAAAUCACCUUGUUUAUUACUUCCAACCGCUCAGCCUGAAAAUGUCGUCCACGGAGGAAGGAGGCGGCACCGUCGGAGCUCCCGGCGGAGCAGUUUCCACGGAUCAAACAAUCACCACCAACACCAAUCCCCUAGACACGAUCACUCCAAUGCCGGGUAAGGACUUCACUCUCAGCGAUGGCGAAUUAAAGAAUCUCCGGUCAUUAGACGAAGCUUUCGACGGCAACCAACUUGACCCCAAAGCCAAACCAUUGAUACGAAGAGUCCCAUCAACCCUUGGCCGUCACGAAGAUUUCAGGAAGUAUUUCAAGCCGAAAGUGAUCUCAAUCGGCCCACUCCACCACAAUGAUCCCACCUUCCAUGGAUCCGAGAUGCUCAAGCUCAGAUUAGCAGCACAUUUCGUCGAAAACAUUGGCGUCAAUAACGAAAUCUUGUACAAAAACAUAAAAACAGAGAUCAAUGGCUUGAGGAAAUGCUAUGAUCCAAAGGAAUUAGAGAAGUAUAGCAUCGAUGACGAGAAACUGGCUUGGAUGUUCUUCGUUGACGGCUGCGCAAUUUUACAAGCAGUUUAUAUGCGUUACGGCAAAGAUUAUAAUCUUACGCCGAACGAAUUGUUUAUUAAAAACCAAUUGCUGACAUUUGUGUACUCGGAUCUGUUCUUGUUGGAAAACCAAAUACCCUUUCGUGUUCUUGAAUUGCUUACAAGCUCGAGCAAAAAUGGCGAAAAGUUCAUGAAGGCGAUCAGAAGGUUCAUCGACGACACUGUUAUCACCCCAGCCGACAUGAAAGAGCCACAAUCACACCAGCAGGACAGUGAAUGGUGGGAGCAGCAAGAAGGAGAGCGAAUUCACUUAUUGCAUCUACUACGAGUAAGACUCCUUUUCAAUAAAGAAAAAAAAGAAAAUCCAUGGCGGCAUUCUAGGUUUUGCACUCGAUUUUUCAUGUACUUGAUAAAUCGCAGCAACCAAACAGGAACAAAACGGCACCAUUCACACACCUUUCGUAACGUAAAAGAGCUAGAAAACGCCGGGAUAAGGUUAAAAGCAAGCGAAACAAGUUGUUUAACCGACAUCAGUUUCAACAGUAUCUUCUUUGUCGGAAAUUUAUGGUUGCCGCCGAUCAUCGUCGAUGAUUCAACCGGUCCUAAAUUCAUGAACUUAAUAGCUUACGAAAUGUGUCCGGAUUUCGACAACGAUUUCACCGUCACUUCAUAUAUGUGUUUCCUUGAUUCAUUGAUCGAUGAAGCCGAAGAUGUUAAAGCCCUGAGACGCGCCGGCAUACUAUACAACGGACUGGGGAGUGAUGAAGAAGUGGCUAAGCUUUUCAAUAAGAUGAACACUGAUUUGGUUCCUAGUCCGAAGAUUUACAGUUAUGUUGAACAGCAAAUAGAUAAUCAUUGUAAGAAUAUGUGGAUUAAUUAUGCAGCUAAAGCUUAUCAUACUCUUUUUAGGAGUCCUUGGACGUGUUUGGCAUUUGUGGCUGCCAUUGCAGCACUUUAUCUUAGUGCUUUGCAUACUUAUUAUACCAUACAUCAACCAAAGUAAGUGUUGUUUACUUGUCUUUUUGUAAACUCUUGUUAUUUAUGAGAUUUUUCGAUUUUCCA
Molecule: messenger RNA, 1702 nt
Organism: Gossypium arboreum
Lineage: Eukaryota; Viridiplantae; Streptophyta; Magnoliopsida; Malvales; Malvaceae
Product: UPF0481 protein At3g47200-like
Exons: 2
Coding region: 141-1643 (500 amino acids)
Source: RefSeq, a predicted model, not a curated record